Molecule: messenger RNA, 1326 nt
Organism: Pogona vitticeps (central bearded dragon)
Lineage: Eukaryota; Metazoa; Chordata; Lepidosauria; Squamata; Agamidae
Source: RefSeq, a predicted model, not a curated record
AUGGAAGAAGAGGAAAAUGUGACAUCUGAAUGCUGCCUGGUGGACCCCCACCUCCUUCCCACAACUUUUAGGUGGAUGAGCAAUUUGUCGUUUGGGGCAGGUGUGGGGAAGCAAAUCCAGGUUCCAAAGAAAUCCUGGUGGAGGUGCUCCCUGAAGUGGCAAAAAUGGAUUCUGCUGACGGUGGUGGUGAUCUUCCGCAUCCUGAUUGUGGCCAUUGUGGGGGAGACAGUUUACGAGGAUGAGCAGACCAUGUUCAUGUGUAACACGCUCCAGCCGGGCUGCAACCAGGCCUGUUAUGAUAAAGCUUUCCCCAUCUCCCACAUCCGCUACUGGGUCUUCCAGAUCAUUUUGGUGUGCACCCCCAGCCUCUGCUUCAUCACGUACUCCGUGCACCAGUCAGCCAAGCAGCGUGACAGGCGGUACUCGUUCCUCUACCCGCUGCUGGAGAAGGACUGCAUCCGUGAUGGGAAGAAGGUGAAGAAUGUCAACGGGAUCUUGGUUCAAAACCCCGACGGCUUGUCCAAGGAGGAGCCUGACUGCCUGGAGGUGAAGGAGAUUCCCAGCACCCCCUUGCGGCCCCCCAAGAGCGCCAAAGUCAAGCGUCAAGAGGGCAUCUCACGCUUCUACAUCAUCCAGGUUGUUUUCCGCAACGCCUUGGAGAUCGGCUUCCUGGCGGGACAGUACUUCCUGUACGGGUUCAACGUGCCCGCCAUCUUUGAAUGCGACCGGUACCCAUGUGUUAAAGAGGUGGAGUGCUACGUGUCCCGACCCACUGAAAAGACCGUCUUCCUGGUCUUCAUGUUUGCGGUGAGCGGGAUCUGUGUCCUCCUCAACCUGGCUGAGCUCAACCAUUUGGGUUGGCGCAAGAUCAAGACGGCCAUCCGGGGGGUGCAGGCCAGGCGGAAAUCCCUCUGCGAGGUGCGCAAGAAGGACCUCUCCUCGCUGGCCCAAGUGCCUACGCUCGGACGGACGCAGUCGAGCGAGUCUGCCUACGUUUGACGCCCCACGAUCGGUGAGGGGAAGGGGGCUUGGAGAGUCUCCCAUCCACCGAUGCAGAAAGAGAAGAGCACGGGGUGUUGAAUGAACCAUUUCCAGAACUGACCACAAUACCUCCCAGAUCAAACGAUGCAAUUCUCAGCCGGUGCUUUCCAGAAUUCCUCUCCAUUUCAGGACAGAGGAGCUUCACCUCCACUUUAAGGGCUGAAUCCAAGAACUCCAGGCUCUCCAGGGGCCAAAAGGCAGCAAAGAUAAGAGAAGAUGUCCUCCUGGUCUUCUUGCACCCAGAUCGGGUCUCACACUCCAUGGCUACAAGUACCACUCCUACUU